AUGAACGGAAACAUUGCACUGUCGAUGGAGAUUGGUUCUGCCUACGCACUCCAAGUGAUGCUCUUGCAAGUACCGGCUUUGGUUCUUUACUCUGGUGUCUGGGCACAGUGGAUGGAGCCCGAGCAUGUUGCUGCCCACACGUUCAACUUGAUCUUCCCUCAAUGGGAUAUGGUGACCAUCAUCCUCGGUGUCUUCUUGAUGGGUUGGGUUGUUGGAGAAGGCAAGAGCAACUAUUUCAAGGGAUCGAUCUUGAUCCUUGCAUACUUGACCAUCAUCAUCGGCUUCUGGUUCUCGAGCUGGAGCAGCGAUGNNAGGUAUGUCUUACUCCUCACUUUGUCUUUUUCGCACCUUGCUAACGUUUUGUGUGGAUAG
Messenger RNA from Aureobasidium vineae, 372 nucleotides. The record is from the annotation of a GenBank genome assembly. NCBI's taxonomy places the organism in Eukaryota, Fungi, Ascomycota, Dothideomycetes, Dothideales, Saccotheciaceae.